Suncus etruscus (white-toothed pygmy shrew) is the source of this 3064-nucleotide messenger RNA. RefSeq names its product leucine rich repeat and coiled-coil centrosomal protein 1 (gene LRRCC1). Lineage: Eukaryota; Metazoa; Chordata; Mammalia; Eulipotyphla; Soricidae. The transcript is spliced from 19 exons. The coding region runs from base 30 to 3035 and encodes 1001 amino acids. Gene Ontology annotation, molecular function: protein binding. Gene Ontology annotation, cellular component: centrosome; cytoplasm. The record is from RefSeq and is a predicted model, not a curated record.
CCGGGCGCCGGUUAAGAUCCCGCUCCCCCAUGGAGCCCCGGGUGGACGCGGAGCCCGAGGACGGCGACAGCAGCUGCGGCGACCUGAGCUGCAUGGGCAAAGGCUUGACGAGCAUAUCAGAGUUAUCUUUGAAUUCAACCCUUAGUGCCAUCAAUCUUCAUUGCAAUAACAUCGCAAAAAUUGAAGCCAUUGACCAUGUUUGGAAUUUACAACAUUUAGAUCUGUCAUCUAAUCAAAUUACUCGAAUCGAAGGGUUAAACACAUUAACGAAACUAUGUACUUUAAAUUUGUCCUGCAAUUUAAUCACAAGAGUAGAAGGACUUGAAGCACUGGUUAAUCUGACCAGACUAAAUUUAUCUUAUAACCAAAUAAGUGAUCUUAGUGGCUUGAUUUUCCUCCAUGGAAUUAAACAUAAACUUAGAUACAUUGACCUACACAGUAAUUUUAUAAAUAGUGUCCAUCACUUACUUCAGUGUACUGUGGGAUUACACUUCUUGACUAAUCUUAUUUUGGAGAAAGAUGGAGAGGAUAAUCCUGUUUGCCGUGUACCAGGGUACCGAGAAAUUAUUCUCCAGGCUUUACCACAGCUUAGAAUUCUAGACUGCAAGAACAUAUUUGGGGAACUGGUAAAUAUGUCCGAAAUAAAUUCAUCACAUCUGCAGUCCUUAGAAGGUCUUUUGGAUAAUUUAGUUCCUUCAGAGUCGCCUCCAAAUAUAAGUGAAGACGAGAACAUUGAUUGUGUGCCUGAGGUACCACCAUCCAUUGGUGAGGUCGCUCCCACGGACCAGUGUACAAGUACAGAAGUGGAUGGUGGUUUGACAUCGCUUAUGUCUGAAUGUGCAUCUUCUGACCCAGAAAAAGUUUCUAACUCAUUAGCAAAUAAUGUUCCUGAGAAGGAACCUGUUAGACCCAAAAGACAUAUGGAUUUGACAUCUGAAAGUGACUCUGCAAACAGAAAAGAAUGCAGCAGAAGGAUUCCUCGGAGAUCAAAAAUUCCAUAUUAUGCCAGAAGUAUUCAGUCUUUGAAGCAUCUUACUAAAAACAGCACUACAUUCGUAAGUUGUCGUAGAAUCAAGCAACCUAUCUUAAAAGAUUUAUAUGUAAGAUCAUCUUUAACAAGCACAAAUUUAUUACAAGAAUCAGAAGACGAGCCAAAUAAGGAGAUAACUAAAGUAGAAAGAAAUGAAUCUGAAGGCAACACCUACCGGUCUUUGGUUGAACAACUAGAUCAAGAGAGAGAAAAGAGAUGGAAAGCUGAACAAACUGAAAAGAAACUUAGGGAUUAUAUUGUUGAACUCCAUAAGCAUGUAAAUGAAAAAAAAGGGAUUCAUAACCUGGCCCUACUUACCACCGACAGGCUCAAGGAAAUUAUUUUUAAAGAGAGAAAUUCUAAAGUACAGCUCGAAAUUAUGGUUCACAAACUUCAAAGUGAAAUUAAAAAGCUAACUAUCGAGUUACUUAAAGCAAGAAAUCAACAAGAUGAUCAUCUUGAACACUUAAGAACACUGGAAAAAGCUUUAGAGAAGAUGGAAAGGCAAAGAGGCCAGCAGCAAGCUGCACAGAUGAGACUUAUUCAGGAGGUGGAGCUCAAGGCUGCAGCUGCUGAUAGAGAAAUAAAUUUACUUAGAUCUUCGCUUCACCAAGAAAAAGACCAAGUGCAACAGCUUCAUGAUCUUAUUGCCUUGAAGGAACAAGAACACAGGAAAGAGCUUGAAACAAGACAGCUUUACAGUGAUGUUGAAUUUCAGGAAGCUGUCGCUAAAGAAGUAGCCAAAGAAGAGAGAAAGCACGAGCAAGAUAUAAAAAACUAUGAAGAAAAAAUUGAAACAUUAAAUCAACAGUAUUUGGAUUUAGAAAAUGAAUUCCGUAUUGCUUUAACUGUGGAGGCCAAAAGAUUUAAAGAUGUUAAAGAUGGCUUUGAAAACAUUGCAACAGAAUUAGCAAAGAGCAAGAAUGCUCUUAUUUGGGCCCAGCAAAAAGAAAAUGAGUCUUCCUCUUUAAUUAAAGAUCUGACUUGUAUGGUGAAAGAACAAAAAAUAAAACUAGGAGAAGUUUCCAAAUUGAAACAGGAAACAACCACAAAUUUGCAGAAUCAAAUCAACACCCUUGAAAUUUUGAUUGAAGAUGACAAGCAGAAGAGUAUUCAAAUAGAAGUUCUCAAACAAGAAAAAGCCCAGCUUAUUUCAGAACUGGCAGCGAAGGAGUCACUAAUUUAUGGUUUAAGGACAGAAAGAAAAGUAUGGGGACACGAGCUGGCACUUCAGGGAUCUUCUCUAGCCCAAAACCGUGGGAAGUUAGAAGCUCAGAUUGAAAAUUUAUGUAGAGAGAAUGAUGCUCUGAGGAAGGCAAGUGAACGUGAUAAUGAUACAUUAAAAAUCAAAUGCAAAAUCAUAGAAGAUCAAACGGAAACCAUCCGGAAAUUAAAAGAGAAUUUACAGGAAAGAGAGCAACAAAUCAAAGUGCUACAAGAAAAGAUAAGUGACAUAGAAAAAUAUACUCAGGAACAGCUUGAUGAAAAGUCUUCACAACUGGAUGUGAUAUUUGAGAAACUACAAAGACAUGAUGAAAGAAAAGAAAAACUAAAGCAGCAGUUGAAAGUCAAGGAAGUAGAGCUUGAAGAAAUUAGAGAAGCUUACAGCACACUUAAUCAGAAGUGGCUUGAUAAAGGAAAACUUCUGUGUCAUCUUGAAAUGCAAGUAAAGGAAGUAAAGGAAAAUUUUGAAAAUAAGGAAAGGAAACUUAAAGCAGAAAGAGACAAAAGUAUUGAACUGCAAAAGAAUACAUUAGAGAAACUUCAUAAUAUGGAUGAUGCCUUUAAAAAACAAGUCGAUGCAAUUGUGGAAGCUCAUCAUGCCGAAAUAACACAGAUAGCAAAUGAAAAGCAGAAAUGUAUUGAAACUGCAAAUUUAAAGGUUUAUCAAGUUGAAGAAGAAAUGCGUGGACUUCUGGAAGAAACGUGCAAGAACAAAAGAGCAAUGGAAAUGAAAAUUAAACAACUUGCGAGUGCUUUAAGUGAAAUUCAGCAAGAAAUGUAACGGAGAACGAACUUAACUUGAAAGGGACC